Messenger RNA from Soboliphyme baturini, 576 nucleotides. The record is from the annotation of a GenBank genome assembly. NCBI's taxonomy places the organism in Eukaryota, Metazoa, Nematoda, Enoplea, Dioctophymatida, Soboliphymatidae.
AAUCGUCUAUCUAAAGGUAAACAGAUUGGUUCAGAGUGGUCUCAGUGGCUACAGACCAACGGAACGGUCAACGGUGCAUUGUCGUUGAAGCGGUUUCGUUCGUUCUGUCAUGCGAAGUUCGACAACGACGAAAUAACAUUGGAGACCUACAUACGAAGCGAAGCAAAGACUCAUGUACAUUCUGUGACUCUUGAAUGGCGCAUUAGAUAUUUUAAGAUUUGCUGUUUUUCAGUGAUCUCGGGUACAUGGGGUAGCUGGCUAAGCUGGUCGGACUGCAGUAGGUCAUGUGGCCGAGGUCUUCAGUACCGGAGCCGAGUUUGUCCCGCACCGCUGAGUAGCAAGGCGUGUAUCGGUGUAUCCAGAGAGAGCAGAGAGUGUGGCCUCGAACCGUGUAAAGCUUUCUGGUCUUGUUGGAGCGAGUUCAGUUCCUGCAGUCAGACUUGUGGAAAUGGAGUCAAACAUCGAGAACGCACCUGUGUACGGACGACUGACUCAGAUGUACCAUGCACCGGGGAAGAUUCUCAGACAGUCGCCUGCAAUGAACGUCCUUGUUUGCAUGGUAAAACAUUUGUGUGA